CGUGCGGCGUCGACCAAUGAAAUGCUCCGUUGAUCUACUUCCGCGGUUCUCUGUACGACGGCGUUUGCGUCAUUAUGAAAGACGACACGUUUAAUGUACUAAUUUCAAAAUGACCCAUUUAAUGCUGAAAUACCCUAUCGUUUAUCAUAUGACAGAAAAGUUAAAACUAUGUUGACGUCUUUUGCGUAGUUUUCGAAAAGAUUUUAUCAGCGUCUCAUCGAGGAUCUUAGUUGCCCAUCGUUCAGUGUCAAGAUGCCAGUAGACAGAAUGAGAAUGCGCCCCUGGCUGGAGCAACAGAUUAAAAGUGGAUCUGUAAAAGGUCUUCAAUGGGUCAAUGAGGAGCAAAAGAUAUUUCAGAUACCAUGGAUGCAUGCAGCCCGACAUGGGUGGGAGUUGGACAGGGAUGCACCUUUAUUUAAGAACUGGGCCAUUCACACAGGAAAAUACCGUCCUGGUAUAGACAACCCAGACCCAAAGACGUGGAAGGCAAACUUUCGCUGUGCAAUGAAUUCUCUACCAGACAUUGAGGAGGUGAAAGAUAAAAGCAUGAAGAGAGGAACCAAUGCCUUCAGAAUGUAUAGGAUGCUUACUGCGACUGAAAAAGCUAUUAAGAAAGGCAAGAAAAAGAAGGACCAGGAACAAAGAUUACAAGGAGGUUUUCAGAAACGGAAAGCAAGCACUCCCAGAAAACAUGCAAUGAUGAAACAAGGAAGUUUACAGAUGACGAAUGAUGAAACUAUGCCAGACAGCACCGUACUCUUUGCUGAGCAAGAAAACUUCCACAAGCCCACGUCAUCGGGAAGGCAGAUGGUUGUAGGUGAACUACCUGAUGUGUGUGCAGUUGUUGAGGUGGGAACAUUGGAGGAACGUCCUGCUGUGAGUUCCAGUAAAAUGUCUUACCCGCUCCAAGACUCUCAUGUUUCAUCCUACAGCGAUAGUGACACAGAGAGCACACACACUGAUGAUGAUUUGGUACAGCUUCCUCAGGACUUGUCCUUAAAUGCUUUACAGAGGUCAUCAUGCAAGUCUGUGUUAAGAAUCCCAGCUCAAUCAUUAACACCCUCAUUCAGCACAUUAGGGAAAACCAAUUUAAAAGUGACGAGCUACAGAGAAGACUCACCCCUUAUCGCCUAUAACACCACUCCUUGGCUACCCUUACUGCUUAACUUUCAGAAUGUCACAGGUGUGCGAUCCCUGACCCCCACCCAAACAGUGGAUCUCACCAGAGGUCCAACUUCUCGUGCAGAUGUUAUGGAUAAUGUUAUUGACCUCUCCGUUACAAAACACAAGGCACUGUGAUGAUGCUUGAAAUUAAUAGCCUGCUGCUAUUCAGCUGAGUAAUGCAUUUAUAACACUAACCCGAGUUUCAAAUUUAGUUCAAGUUUGAUCCUCUGGUGCUAGAUUCUCCGGUGUUUUCAUUCAGCAGACAGCUUUGGCGAAUUAGUUUGACUACAUCCAAAACUUUUGGUAUACAUGUUUGUAUUGUAGAAUACUACCUCAUGCUUUUAUAUAAUUAAAUAUGCAAUUUCUAGAACUA
This is a messenger RNA of Misgurnus anguillicaudatus (oriental weatherfish), 1537 nucleotides long. It is a transcript of the gene irf2a, whose product is annotated as interferon regulatory factor 2a. Gene Ontology annotation, molecular function: DNA-binding transcription factor activity, RNA polymerase II-specific; RNA polymerase II cis-regulatory region sequence-specific DNA binding. Gene Ontology annotation, cellular component: nucleus. NCBI's taxonomy places the organism in Eukaryota, Metazoa, Chordata, Actinopteri, Cypriniformes, Cobitidae. Gene Ontology annotation, biological process: regulation of transcription by RNA polymerase II; immune system process. The record is from RefSeq and is a predicted model, not a curated record.